Linum trigynum is the source of this 5072-nucleotide messenger RNA. The record is from the annotation of a GenBank genome assembly. NCBI's taxonomy places the organism in Eukaryota, Viridiplantae, Streptophyta, Magnoliopsida, Malpighiales, Linaceae.
CUUUCUUUCUUCAUUUCUCUUGUUCACUUUUGUUAAGCAUGCAAUUGCAGUGAAUAAAAGCAAUUUGCAUUGGUUGUUAAGGAUGGAGUUAUCCAUUAUCAAGUCCUAUCACUUUUUUUUUCAUUUAUUCUUUAUUUCUUUUAUGUUUUGGAUAAUCUCUAUGAGGUAGUCAACUAAUUAUUUUUACGUGAUUCCAAAAUUGAGUACCAUACAUAAUUACUCCUGCACAAUUACUCCAUUAAAUUUUAAUUUUAAUGAUUAUAUAUUUUUUACUCUUUCUUAAGACUUUAACGACUAUAUCUCUAUUUGUUUUAAUUUCCAUUUUCAAAAUUUUUGAACAUAAAACUGAAUUAAUCAUACUAUACAAAAUGAUAUCCGCUCUAAGAUAUUUUGAGGACUAAUGCGUUAACCAAAGCAUUCUUUACAUGGUAUACUAUGGUGAUGCAUAAACUUAUAUUACAAUAAUAAUAUGUAAAAUAGAUACCAUUUUUGUGUACAUGGGACGGGUGAUUUGAGUUUGGUCAUUUUAAUUACAGAUCCAUAUACUACGGUUUUGAAAGUAUUAAAUCCACACCCAAAAAAAUUAGAACCCUAUAGUUUAUUCAAAAUUGGGUUGAGUAGGGUUGGAGAUACUUUUAAUUAAAAACCCAACACAACACAAAAAAUGCAACUAUUCUACACUACAAAAAUAUUAUAUAAUUAAUAAAAAUUUUAAACAAAUAAAUUGAGGAGGAAAGUAUCAAUAUGCACAAAUGUUGUUUGGAUUUUAAGGAAAUGUAAUUUACAUAAACAUAUGUCUAGUUUUUUCAUAAAUAAUUGUCGAAAUAAGCUAAAGUGGUUAUAAGCUAACAUAUUCAUAAUAUAUUGUUAUUCUAAAAUUGUACACAAGAAAAGUAUUACGUGAAUCAUAGCUUUUAUUAAAUAUACGUCUAGAAAUUAAGCUGAACAAUGUAUUAGACUAGAGAAACCACUAGAGAAAAAUAUGACAAGAUAGCUUAUCUUUCUCACAAAUAUGUUUUUGAUACGAAGACUUAUGACAAUAGUUCAACAUAGGUUGGGUCGGGUUCUACAGGCUGCGUUAUCCAAAAUCCGUACCCUACCCAAUAGAGGUGGGCUGUACAAUAAAAAACUAUCACCCAACUUUAAACUUUAAUUUUGACGAUAAAUACGGGUAGGUUGGGUCGGGUUGGACGAGUAGGUUAGUUUGCGGGUUGUUUUGUUCAUCCUGCCAUCUUGGUAUGCAAUACAUUAUAAUGAUAAUAAUUCGGGCUCAAUUGUACAUCUUUUUACCUCGCUUUCUUAGCCGUUUGAGGCAUUUGCUCUCCGAGAGAUUUGGUUUUACGCCGGGUUUUGGUUUGUUUUGGUGUUUUUCGUAUUAUGGCAGGUCAAACUAACCCUGGGAUCGAAAUAUGGACGAAAGGGUGAGAAAUCAAGUCAAAGGUGGGAAGCAGCAGAUCACGACUGGAACUGUGAGUUCACGGUCACUAAGACCGUGAACAGGAGCCAUUCUCCGUGAACCGCCAGGUGUCCAGAGCGAAUUUCAGUCUCACUGUACUAAAGGCAGUUCACGGUUUAACCCUAGUUCACGGUCCGUGCUUUCAGUUCACAGUCGUGAACUAAGACCGUUAUUUGAGCCCGUUCUGGGUAUAAAAGGAGGCUUGAGCUGAAAGAAAAGAGGAGGAGAGACCUUGAGUGAGAAAGCUUCUUCUUCAAAUUUCUAGAGAGAGAAAGGGAUGAGCAAGAAGAGAGAAGAAGCUAGGGUUUCACUCCAAUGAAGGAUUUGGGAAAAAUCUUCCCCAAAGGAAGAUCUCCAUUGCACAAGGAAGGAUCCAAUCAUCUCCAUGAUGGUUUUUCUCCUUUCCCUUUGUAUUUUCCUCUCUCCUAGUAUGGAGUAGUUUCCUUUUUCACUUGGGUGUUGGUGAACCCUAACUUCUACCAUGUGAAUGAAUGUAUGGAAUGAUUGUUUGUGUGUGGGUGUGUUUUAAUAUGAGUUUGGAGGUAUUUUCAUGGAAGAUUGUGUUUUUGUGUGUUUGCCUACCAAUCUAAUUGUCAUUCUAAACUAGGUAGAGAGAAAGCCCCCUUUGGUAAAAGAGGCUCGAAAAGCUGGGUUUUCUUAGGCAAAUCAUGUCUCCUAGCCAGAUUAAUGUAGGGAAACCCUUCUUGUUUGUGUAGGCACCUAGGUCGAUUAAGCUUUAGCCGUCCAAAUUCCGAUUCGAGAGUGUGAGUUAAGUAGCCCUUAGUCGAAUAGGCCAAAAGAGCUACCCUUGUAGCUUAUCCCAUUUUCUUCGACCUAGGGACCGAGAGAGUGAUCAUCUUCGAUCACUUGCUACGCCUCGAUUACGGUUCUCAAUCGCCUCCACCAUUGACUCACUUCUACUGUCACUCCAGGAAUUGGCCAAGUGAAACCACUUCCUAAAUCGUAGUAUAGCGGGUUUAGGUUUAAAUGUCAACCCGGGUCCUAGAUUUGAUGACUACUCAGUGAAUUCUUGUUAUCUAGCAAUGAAACUUUAAUGCAAGUCUAAACUAACAAACUAACAAAGCAAGUAAACGGUUGUAUUCAGGUUAAGAGAGGUCACCCAUAUAUGGUUCCCCCUAGACUGCAGUUAAGCCGGAUUGUAAUUACCAAGUUCAGUUUCUAUGACAGUUAUACUGCGGAAGGUUCUUAAACAGCCUGAAGUCUCGACUAAAGGUCUUCAGACCCUCUCAAUCUGAGUCUCCAGUGGGCGACUAACCUCCACCGGAGUAAACAGAUUGAGGCCCUAUGAACAAAACCUCCACUACCGAAGUGAAUCCGGUACAGAAUAGUGAGUUGGCUCCUCGACUAAAGUCACCAACUCCCUACCUUCAAUCAAGGAUGCUCUAUCAACCUAGGCAGAUAUUCUCAUUCUAGGUUAAAGCAGAAACAACAGGAAUUUGAUCAGGAUUCAUGCCAUUCAAUCAUUCAAACCUCAAUCGAAUAUAAUCAAAUCAUAGAAUCAGUACUUGGGUUCAUACAAUCAAACCCUAACAUACAAAUCUAGGGUUCUCCAUACCCAGAUGAAUGGGAGAACUACUCCAUGGAGAAAGAAGCAAAAGCAGAAUCAGACGCGGAAUUCAUACUAUGAAGGAUGGAUUCCUGCUUCUGGACGUUGAUCGGCACUUCUUCAAGCUCAAACUGGCCUCCAAUGGUGUUGAAGAUCAAGCUAGGGCACUUGGAGACUCUUGUUCGUCACUCUCUCUCUAGGAAUCGCUCUGUCUCUCUAAAACUCGAAUCCCCGUAUGUUUUGGCUGAAAUCUGCUUAAAAGGGCAUCAGUGGCCAAAGCACGGUCAAGGGCACGGCCGUGUAAUGCCUCAGCCCGCCCGUGUUUUGGCAAGGUUUAAUUACACGGCCAGCUUGUUGGUGAAAACACGGGCGUGUUUGAUGAUGGACACGGUCGUGCUUUGGUGGACACGGCCGUGCUUUCAGCCCGUGUUUGCCGCUUGAAUUUGCCAAACUCAAUUAGCUCUCGGCAGUAAAAGCACGGCCACAGAACACGGCCGUGUUCUGUUUUAGGUGUGCCCGUGUUUUGGCUCCAGCUCGACGAAAUGACUUCCGAAUGCCCCGAAACUUGUGCUUAGCUUUCCUUCGACGCCUGGGACCUGAAAUAUGACAAAAUAGCACAACCCGACGUAAAAUAGGCCAAAAAUACACGACUAUGCCCCUCAAACGGAUAAGAACUAGGGGCGCAAAUAUGUGCAAUUACAUCGUUAUCAAAUUCCCCCGCACUUAACCGUUUGCUUGUCCCCAAGCAAACCAAGUCAGACACAAGGUAAGCUCAAAACAGGGCAUGUCAUAUCGGCACAAAACACAUGUCAUACUGGCUUUCGAUCAGUAACACAUGGACAACUUCAAUGACAACCUAGACAACCACCACAGAUGACAUUCGAAUGCAGUAAAAUCGGACAAAGGAAGAGUCUCCCUUCUGUUCACCAACCAACAUAGACUUAACUCUACCACUUGUUCAAAACAGUCACGUCAUUCACAAAGUUCAAGAUAUCAGAAUUAAGACCGAGCAAUCUAGGUCCUCACCGGGAUAAAGAGUAUAGAGAAUAAGAGGAAAUGAAUCGCUCACUCUCGACCAGUGGGGUCAGGACAAUAUGAUGCGAAAAAUGCGCAUGCUUAAUCUCUCAAUCACUAACAUCUCUUCAUCAUGAAUGCAGCCUCUAAGUGCUAGAGUUCACAUAUGGGGUGUCAUCACUAACUAAUCCGGAGGUCUUAGACACAGGUUCAGAUGACUGGCUAGGGUCUUGGACAUGGGGAAAAGGCCUUUUAGGUGGUGGAAGUAUUCAUACAGCACAAGGUUCCACAUUUCCAAACCCAACAGACUCACAAUCAAUCAAACCAAAAACUUUCUUUCUGCUAUUCUGCAUUACUCAAGUUCAGAGCACAAGAGCGAAGGAGGUUACAUAAAUGCUAGUAUUUCUAAGCCAGACUGCUAAGAAACACUACUACAUGGGCAUUAUUCAGAUUUUUGGUGGUGGCUCUCUUUUGCUUUCUUUUUUUUCUUUGAUUUUCUUUCAUUAUUUUUCAUUUCUUAAGAGAACCACCGCCUCUGCACAUUUUCAAACACCUGCCCAACUUUUAAGCACUACCUCCAACCCUCACAUUACAUUUAGCAGAAACAACAGAGAACAUGUAAAAGUCACUCUGUGGAACCUUCUAAAAGAUGCAAAAGGGUGACUUUUCAUUGAAGACCGAAAGAAAGGAAAACACACGGCUCAAAGGGGCUGACUAGGGGUAUGACACACCAGGACAGUCAAUUUGGUCGUGGGCUAAUCCUAUGCCUCCAUCAUCUUAGCUAAUGACAACGUGAAUGCUGCACAUCAUGGAAGAGGAAACUAUCGCACAAGAAAGAAACGAGCAGGCUCAAAUCUCACAUGGCUACCUAUAUGCUCUAUCUCUCGUUCUGAUUCCCUGAACUAGAUGCAUAAAUGACUGUCAAAAGCAAGUGAUCAAACCAAGUCACAUUUAGUGAGCAGACAGUUGAAAAACUGAACCCCUACACAAUUCUACUGCACAUCUCAGUCAUCACAAUAAGUUGUCUAAGUCACA